Molecule: messenger RNA, 1425 nt
Organism: Cylindrotheca closterium
Lineage: Eukaryota; Bacillariophyta; Bacillariophyceae; Bacillariales; Bacillariaceae
Source: the annotation of a GenBank genome assembly
AUGGGAUUAUUGCAACGUGACGAUUCGUCCAGCGAGGAAAUAGGCGAUCAGUCUCUACCAACUUUUGUAUUGAAACUCACAAUGGACCGGUGUAAAUUCUUUCCUGCAAAGCCAUUAGGUAUUUUAGGAGGCAGUAUCGAUGAGACCGAGUCGGAGCUUCUGUCACCAGGAGAAAGGUGCUUGAUUGAUAUCAAGAAGGGGGUUCCAUCGAUGAUAGAGCGUUGGGCUAACGAUGCGGGUAAUAGUAAAGCCACUGGUUGGGUGAAGCUUGUGGUACCAGUCUCCAUUACAUGCAGGAUUGUGGAAACUGACACCAUCGAGAAGAGUCGAAAUGUGGGAGCCAGUCUAUUAAAAGGGACCGAAUUGCUGGAGGUUUGCGAGCCUCCAACCUAUGAAUUGAAACUGCUUUUGGAUCAGGUUAAGUUUUAUCCGCCCAAGCUGGCAGUCAUGGACGGAACCGUCAUGGAGGCUGAGGAAUCAUUCAACCAAAAGAACAACCUUCUGAAUACGGGGGAGAAAUGCUGGGUCCAUUUGCGUUCGCGGGUAUUAGCUCUCAUGGAAACCUUACAAGGCGCGAUUGAAACCAAUGGAGAGAAAAAGAAUAGCGCUACCGGGUGGCUUCGGUUUGCCAAGAGUCUUCCUGUCACCUGUAGCAUCAUGGUCAUUCCAGGUGUGACGGAACGCAAUCGAAAAGGCGCUCUGAUGCUAGAAUGUCAGGAAAUCAUUGACAUUCAGAUGCCCAACAGUGGUAAACCUACUAUCUUACGCAUUUCAGAGCGCAGCUUUCAGAGCAACCAGGAUCUUCCCACUCUUGCACCUCGUCCCGAACGGCAACGGGUUUUCGCAAAAUGGCUAGUUGCCACAUAUGGUGUCGAGAUGCUCUCGAAAGGAUCGGGUGUCUUGGACGUUGCAGGUGGAAAAGGAGAACUCAGUCAAGCGCUGUUUGACUUGGGUGUCAAGAAAUCCGUCAUUCUAGAUCCCAAUCCUCGGUGUGAAGGCGAAGUCACUUAUGAAAUUAUCAAGGAACCACUCGACGGAGACGGAUCUAGACUCACUGAUCGCACCGAUAGGGUAGGUGAUUUGGUUCGCUCCUGUUCCAUGAUCGCUGGGAUGCACCCGGAUCAAGCGACAGAGGCCAUUGUUGACACAAGUAUGAGACUCGGCGUACCGUUUGCGAUCCUUCCAUGUUGUGUCAUGCCAAAGUUGUUCCCAAAUAGGAGGCAAAAGCGCCAUGGCGACCCAGUUCGAUCUUACGGGACCUUUUGCCAGUAUUUGCUUGACAAGGCGCCAAUGGGGGUCGAUUUCCGAGUGGACCAUCUCUACUUUCAAGGACGCAACAAAGUCAUCUAUGUAACGGAAAUGAACCCGCGCUGUCAGUUUAUUGAAAAGAAACGAAAGCUGGAGGAGAACUUGGGUGCUACUUGA